Molecule: messenger RNA, 1901 nt
Organism: Brassica napus (rape)
Lineage: Eukaryota; Viridiplantae; Streptophyta; Magnoliopsida; Brassicales; Brassicaceae
Product: ATPase GET3C-like
Exons: 5
Coding region: 696-1154 (152 amino acids)
Biological process (GO): post-translational protein targeting to endoplasmic reticulum membrane
Cellular component (GO): GET complex
Molecular function (GO): ATP hydrolysis activity; ATP binding
Source: RefSeq, a predicted model, not a curated record
ACCCAAGCUUGCCCUUCCUCAUAUCUUCGCUGAAAUCCAGUUUUCUCUUCGAUCGGCAGAGGGACGAUCCAGUUUCUGUAACGUUGCGUUGUGAUUUAUUUGUCUUAAAUUGUCUUAAUUCGCAAUCCCACUACGAAACUUUUGUUUGCGUUGUUCGUCGUCGAGAUCGUGAUAUCAAACUCCGACGAGUUAGGCACCAAACAAUCCGCCACAGCGCUGCUGACGAAGAUCUGUCGCUGACACACAUCGUCCCUCCAAUCUUCCAGCCCACUCGCUUCUGUAAUUAGAUACGUCAAUGGCAGCGGCGGCUGCGUCGCGGUUUCUGAUGUUUGGUGCGGUAAAGGAUUAGGGUUCUCGACGGAUGCGGUGUCGAUGGAUCCUCCGAGGAGGAAUCUUCCGCCGUCGCGUCGCAAAAUCGACGUGGCAAGAACAGUUCGAACCAAACAGAGGUAAAGGUGGUAGCUUUAUGUUCCGUGUAUCUAAUUGCAAGUCAAAGUUUGAGUCUUUUUUUGGUGGUGUUUUUAGUUUAGAAUGCCGUUUCUGAUUACCUGGCAAGCUAUUGACUGGUACAGUGAAUGAAAGGAUGAAAUCAGAUCUCUUUUCUUUUCUACUUUUGUUGGUUUGGGAAAACUUUGUAAAUGUCAUGGAGAUGCGUUGUCCAUUUUUGUUUUUGUAGUUAGGGAGCUUGAAUCUUGAUGAUAUGCUCAAUGCUGCAUCACCUGGUAUAUGAUGAAAUAUCAGUUAUAUCCAAGGUUCUUCAAUUUAUGGAGUCACCAGAACACAAUAGGUUUACACAUACAGUCAACGAUACUGCUCCCACGGGACAUACUCUGCGGCUUCUUUCUCUGUCCGAUUUCUAUGAUUCUUCAAUUGGCAAAAUAAAGCUCAAGAAGAAGAUCACUGCGGCAGCUUCAGCCUUUACGUCUGUCUUUGGUAAAAAGGAGAUACAACAACAAGGACCUUCCAACGAGUUGGACCAACUGAAAGAGAGAAUGGAGAAAGUUCUAAAUGUUUUCAGUGAAGUGCACACUACUGAGUUUGUCAUUGUAACCAUAGCACCAUUCUCUUACCUGUUCAUAAGAUCAUUAGUUAACAUGUGGUUACUGAGACGCUUAGCUUUAUUCUUCUAUCCCAUUAAGGAUAAAUUUGAAUAGAAGUCGGUCUCUCCUUCAUUUUGAAUUCGACUGUAAAUUUUGCUCAGUGAGACGAAAGGUAACUACUCUAAGUUAACUCUGCAAGCAAACAUUUGAUUUGAAAUAGCCAUUUUAUAUACCUUUAAUAUGUAAUAUGGUUGUUGAUAUUUUCAGGAACAAACGCGUAUGCUCAGACUUAUUCAGGACGAUACGAAGCAUUUGACUAGGGACAUUUUGAACUCAUGUUGCUACAAAAAGCAGCUUCACGGUUGGUAUGAGCUAUACAGUGACAACUAAAUCUGUCUGAGUGUCAAAUGCGUAGCCGUUCAAGCUGCAACUUGGAUUCUUCUUUUACCUUUUUCUUAUAAUGUAAUAUAUUUUAUCUUUGCAUUCAGACAUGCAUAAUAGAAAAAAAACGCGUAGAUAUUAAGAUGGACUGUUUGUCACUGCAGAGGUAGUUGGCAGAGCACAAAAUGUAGAACUGGUAGAUAGACCACGUUAGAGUUCAUUCCGUAUUCUAUGUAACGUGUUUUCAACUGGUGGAUUUGGCACAAUCGACAUUUUUUGUAUAGUAGUAAUUCAUCUAUUAUUGAUUUUAUGUAACAUAGACAACACAUUUUUGCUUGAUUAUUCAUUGAGAAAGUAAGGAAAUAAGUUUGUCUCUCUCUUUGUUAGAGCCAAUUCGAGUUGAGCACAUUGUGCUUGAAGUGGAUGUUUUGUAAUAGAGAAAUGCAUCUUUGAUUAGAAUAAUUUAAGUGAUUUCCACCA